Molecule: messenger RNA, 3812 nt
Organism: Populus nigra (black poplar)
Lineage: Eukaryota; Viridiplantae; Streptophyta; Magnoliopsida; Malpighiales; Salicaceae
Product: pentatricopeptide repeat-containing protein At1g06710, mitochondrial
Exons: 4
Coding region: 158-3205 (1015 amino acids)
Molecular function (GO): protein binding
Source: RefSeq, a predicted model, not a curated record
CGACCCAUCAUUCAACCAGCACAGGAGACCCAAGAAUCCAUCCACCUGCAAAAGAAAAACCCUCCUUAAACCCUACUUCCUCAACUGAACAGACAAACAAACAAUCUAAAAAAUCAUUUUCUCUUUCAAAUUCUCCAAAAUCACACCCAAAAAUCAAAUGAAAAGGAGGGUCUUAACCAAACUCCUUUCUCACUUAAAUCCUUAUCUUUCCUCUCGUAAAACAAAACCCCUUUCCCUUUCAUCUUUUCACUCUCAAAGUUACAAACUUUCCAGCCAAAAUCGCAAAAUUCAACGCCAAAACUCAACCUUUAUAACUAACAGAUUCACCUCCACCUCUCCAAGUGACAAUCUUGAAGGACUGGUUGAUCCAAAUGACCCUUUUUUGCAAGUGGAAUCGCGGGUCGAGGCCUUUUCUAGCGAAGAAUUCGCAAUUUUACGCGAUUCUUUGUUAAGUCCUAGUGAAGAUAGGCAAAGAUUUGAUCUUGGUAAGUGUUCAAAUGAAGCUACUUUGAUUGCAAAUGUGAUUUUGAAUAAUAAUGAUGGGUUUGGGAACCAGACCCUGAAAUUGUUAAGAGAGCAGAGGGAGAAAUUGAAUCCAAAUUUGGUUGUUGAGGUUUUGAAUAUAGUUAAAAUCCCUGAAUUGUGUGUUAAUUUUUUUAUUUGGGCUGGUAGGCAAAUUGGGUAUUAUCACACUUUGCCCGUGUACAAUGCUUUGUUAGAGAUAUUAGAAAGUAGUAGUAAUAAUAGUAUUGAUAGAGUACCAGAGAAAUUUUUGCGUGACAUUAUGGAUGAUGACAAGCAAGUGUUAGGGAAGUUGCUCAAUGUAUUGAUUCGUAAAUGUUGUCAAAAUGGGUUGUGGAAUGCUGCGUUGGAGGAGUUAGGUAGGCUAAAGGAUUUUGGGUAUAAGCCAUCAAGGUUGACUUAUAAUGCUUUGGUUCAGGUGUUUUUAAGAGCUGAGAGAAUAGAUUCUGCAUAUUUGGUUCAUAGGGAGAUGUCAACUAUGGGGUAUAGAAUGGAUGAGUUUACUUUGGGCUGUUUUACGCAUUCCCUUUGUAAAUCAGGAAAGUGGAGAGAAGCCUUGUCGUUACUAGAGAAGGAAGAAUUUGUGCCUGAUACAGUGCUUUACACGAAGAUGAUAUCAGGGUUAUGUGAAGCUUCGCUUUUUGAAGAAGCUAUGGAUUUUUUGACCAGGAUGCGGGCUAGUUCUUGCCUUCCAAAUGUUUUGACAUAUAGGAUUUUGCUUUGUGGAUGUUUGAAUAAGGAAAAACUUGGUAGAUGUAAGAGAAUUCUUAGUAUGAUGAUCACAGAGGGCUGUUAUCCCAGUCCUAGGAUAUUUAAUUCUCUUGUUCAUGCUUAUUGCAGAUCUGGAGAUUAUGCCUAUGCCUAUAAGUUGCUAAAGAAAAUGGUGCAAUGUGGGUGCCAGCCAGGUUAUGUGGUUUACAAUAUAUUGAUUGGCGGUAUUUGUAGUAGCGAGGAGCCAAGCAAGGACGUGUUAGACUUGGCUGAGAAAGCCUAUGGUGAAAUGCUUGAAGCAGGGGUUGUACUAAAUAAGGUCAACGUCAGCAAUUUUUCUCGAUGUCUUUGUGGGAUUGGAAAAUUUGAGAAGGCAUAUAAUGUUAUCCGUGAAAUGAUGAGUAAGGGUUUUAUACCUGAUACCAGUACUUAUUCAAAAGUGAUUGGUUAUUUGUGCAAUGCAUCCAAAGUAGAGAAGGCUUUUCAAUUGUUUCAAGAAAUGAAAAGGAAUGGUAUUGCUCCAGACGUGUAUGUAUAUACUACACUAAUUGAUAGUUUUUGUAAAGCUGGUCUAAUAGAACAGGCUCGCAACUGGUUUGAUGAAAUGGAAAGAGAUGGUUGUGUUCCAAAUGUUGUGACUUAUACUGCUCUUAUACAUGCUUACCUUAAAUCUAGGAAGGUGUCUAAGGCAAAUGAAGUUUAUGAGAUGAUGCUGUCCAAAGGUUGUACUCCUAAUAUUGUCACGUAUACAGCUUUAAUCGAUGGUCUAUGUAAAGCAGGGAAGAUUGAAAAAGCUAGCCAGAUUUACAAAAUAAUGAAAAAGGAAAAUGUGGAGAUCCCAGAUGUUGAUAUGUAUUUCAGGGUUGUUGAUGGUGCUUCGAAUGAACCAAAUGUCUUUACAUAUGGAGCUCUGGUUGAUGGUUUGUGCAAAGCCUAUCAGGUCAAAGAGGCACGGGAUUUGCUAAAAUCUAUGUCAGUGGAAGGUUGUGAGCCAAACCAUGUCAUCUAUGAUGCCCUUAUAGAUGGAUGUUGCAAGGCUGGCAAGCUGGACGAAGCACAAGAAGUGUUUACUAAGAUGUUGGAGUGUGGGUAUGACCCAAAUGUAUAUACUUACAGCUCUUUGAUUGAUAGGUUGUUUAAGGAUAAACGGUUAGAUCUUGCCUUGAAAGUCCUGUCCAAAAUGCUAGAAAAUUCAUGUGCUCCUAAUGUUGUUAUUUACACCGAGAUGAUUGACGGCCUCUGCAAAGUUGGAAAGACAGAUGAAGCUUACAAGCUUAUGGUUAUGAUGGAAGAAAAAGGAUGUAAUCCAAAUGUCAUAACUUAUACUGCAAUGAUUGAUGGCUUUGGAAAAGCAGGGAGAGUUGAAAAAUGCCUUGAGCUGUUGCAACAAAUGAGUUCCAAGGGCUGUGCUCCAAAUUUUGUGACCUAUAGGGUUUUGAUAAACCACUGCUGUUCUACUGGCCUUUUAGAUGAGGCUCACAAACUUUUAGAAGAGAUGAAACAGACAUACUGGCCAAGACAUGUAGCAGGUUAUCGUAAAGUCAUUGAAGGUUUCAAUCGUGAAUUUAUAGCUUCUCUUGAUCUUUCAUUUGAGAUAAGUGAGAAUGAUUCAGUGCCAGUUGCUCCAGUUUAUAGAGUCCUGAUUGAUAAUUUUAUCAAGGCUGGAAGACUAGAGAUUGCUCUUGAGCUGAAUGAAGAGCUCUCAUCAUUUUCACCAUUUUCCGCUGCCAAUCAGAAUAUACACAUUACUUUGAUUGAGAAUCUGUCACUUGCACAUAAAGCUGAUAAGGCUUUUGAGUUGUAUGCGGACAUGAUCAGUAGGGGCAGUAUUCCAGAGCUAAGCAUUUUAGUUCACCUUAUUAAAGGUCUACUCAGAGUCAACAGAUGGGAAGAAGCCUUGCAAUUGUUAGAUAGCAUAUGUCAAAUGGAUAUCCAUUGGGUCCAAGAACAAGAAACUGCUCGUACAAACUGAGACAGUUUUCAUCAAUCUGACAACCACUGCAUCAUCAAGUGUUUUGCCGGGAGAUUGAAAUGGAAUUUCUACCAAUCCUAGGACUCAAUGGUGCACCACUAAGUUUGGCUCAGAGACCUGCUCAGCUGAUGAUAAUGCACAAGUGCAAAAGGCUGAAUGGAUGGUCAACAGUUGGAAACUUAACAUUCUCAAUAAUUGGUUUGUGGGUUGUUAAGCUGCAAUGAGUCAAAUGAAAGACGUUGGCAUCGCUGCAGAACAAGGAGGAAUUUUGCUCUUCAAUCACACAAUCUAAUGGAGCCGGUCAGUGCCUCUAAACUGUUUCCCCGUGGCAGUGCUCCUCAGACGAUUAAUCUGUAACCUUGAGGGUUAGUUUACUACAUUAAAAUGUUAACUUUUGUGGGGCCUAGUUAGUUUAGGUAAUUGGCAUUGUCCUAAGAGAUUAGAGAGAUUGAAUCUCGUGCAAAUAUAGAAUAUAUAGGAAGGAUGAACAGAGGGAGGGGAGGUUUACCCCGUUGUGUAUCCCAUUUGUUGUGUUAAAGAUGGGAUUUUUAAUCUCUCAUUUUGUUCCUCUAUAAUUCAUAAUUCUAAUUAUGGUCCAGCAACAAAA